Acanthopagrus latus (yellowfin seabream) is the source of this 3115-nucleotide messenger RNA. RefSeq names its product 6-phosphofructo-2-kinase/fructose-2,6-bisphosphatase-like. Lineage: Eukaryota; Metazoa; Chordata; Actinopteri; Spariformes; Sparidae. The transcript has 14 exons. Gene Ontology annotation, cellular component: cytosol; 6-phosphofructo-2-kinase/fructose-2,6-biphosphatase complex. The coding region runs from base 1626 to 3038 and encodes 470 amino acids. Gene Ontology annotation, biological process: fructose metabolic process; fructose 2,6-bisphosphate metabolic process. The record is from RefSeq and is a predicted model, not a curated record. Gene Ontology annotation, molecular function: ATP binding; 6-phosphofructo-2-kinase activity; fructose-2,6-bisphosphate 2-phosphatase activity.
GCGCACACACACACACACACACGCUGCAUGAAGUCGUGCAUGUGAACGUCGCGACAGAUCAGUAGAAAAUCUACUGAUGUUGAACUUUUAAAGGUCUGUUAUGUAGUUUUGGGGAAGAAACGUUGAUAACAAGAGAAAGAUCUGAUUUGUUUUAAUGACUAAAUAAACAAACUAAAAUAUCAAACAUCUGAAAAACUGUAUUUUAAUCGUGUAAUUGUUCUAAUUACCGAGCAGCAGCAUCAGAGACGAGCAGGAUCAACAACACAAGAAGUAAAACAUCAGAUUUCAGAUCAGAGCUGUUUACAGUUACACAACACAACACAGUGACGACAUGUAAAGACACAGGUGACGUCACUCCAACUGCACAUUAUCACACUCUGUAUCUGUUAGAAGACAUUUAGAGGGAUCAGCAGGUCUCAUUUUAUACGUUUCUACAGGUUCAUUUGUUCAUUUUGCUGCAGAAGGUUUUCGACAUCUGCAGUUAAAGGAGCAGUCUGUAGUUUGGGUCAAUCAGAAGACGUGAAUUUCUGCACCAAUGAGGAUCUUUCUCUGCUCAUUAACAUUUCUACAUCAAAACUACAGAAUGCUCCUUUAAAUUGCCGACUCUCAUCCAGACUCAUUGAACCUUCUGUUGUUUUUCUCACUGAAAUGUGAGUCUGUCUGCGUCACAGUGAGAUUAUUGUUAAAGUGAGGCGUGUUGUGCCUUUUGUUGUGCAGCGAUAGCGAAGCGUUGACAGGAAGUGAAGCUAACGAAGCAAACCACAGACCUCACAGUUCAGGGUUUGGCCACAGGGACGUUCCAGCUACUGCAGCUUUUAUAUAAAAAGGUUUUCAUGUUUUGCCCGUCUGCUCCGAUUCUACGAGCUCCAACCAGUUAAAUAAAAACCAGACAGUCAGGUGUUGAGAACUAGCAGCACCUGGCGAGUUAGCAGCAGGAAGUCGAGCUUUUUUGGCUUCAAAGCGCCACUGAGCAGCUUCCAUAGUGAGUCCGGGUCAGUGAAACGUCCUCGCUUUCAUCUGAAGAACGAUUUCACUCCCUGGUUUUUUCCACAAUCGUCCGUCUCGCUGCCGGCAGACUUUUCUCAAGUAAUCCACCUUUUCAAGAAUCGGAUCAGUCGACCGGACCGGACUGAGUUCUGAAAACAGGGCUUUGAAUAUUAUCAGCUAAAUGGUUUAAAAGUGAAGUGUGUGUGUGUGUGUGUGUGUGUGUGCUCAUCAUGCACAUUGAUUACCUCUGUGUAAACACACACACACUUUAUUAGUCAUGUGAUGAACAAUAAUAAAGCCGCUCCACAUGGUUCUUCCUGCUUUUGUCACACUACACCACUUCCUGUUUGCCAGGGCAAAGUUUAGAGUGGUGCCUUGUGAUUGGUCGAUGCCCCUCACUAUGGGCUUUACCGGGACGGUUAAGGUGAGUGACAGGUUACCCGACCAAUCAGAGACGCUCCAUCCUCUGCUUGGCUUAAUGACUCACUCGGAGCUCCUCCCCCUCUGACAUGGUGUGAGAAAGUUCAAAAUCUGAAGGCUCACCUGGAGAGCGCCUUCCUACACCAGCCUCCUGUUACACACACACACACACACACACAGUGCAGAGGAAUACACACACUCAGCUGGCUGUUGCAGCCAUGUCAGGAACACAAAGAAAACUCACUCAGAACCCUCUGGAGAAGACCUGGGUGCCAUGGAUGAACAGCCGGCUGAGCAGACGCAGAGGCUCGUCGGUGCCUCAGUUCACCAACUCCCCGACCAUGAUCGUGAUGGUGGGACUGCCGGCCAGAGGGAAGACCUACAUCUCGAAGAAGCUCACCAGAUACCUGAACUGGAUCGGCGUCACAACUAAAGUGUUUAACGUUGGCCAGUACAGAAGAGACGCCACGCGUUCAUACAACAGCUUCGAGUUCUUCAGACCCGACAACGCCGAGGCCAUGAAGAUACGCAAAGCUUGUGCCGUCGCCGCCCUGAAAGACGUGUCCGACUACUUCAACAGAGAUCUGGGGCAGGUGGUGGUUUUUGAUGCCACCAACACGACGGCAGAGCGCAGAGAGGUCAUCCUCAGCUUUGCCAAAGAGAACGGAUACAAGGUUUUCUUUGUGGAGUCGAUAUGUGACGAUCCAGAAAUCAUCGCUGAGAAUAUUAAACAAGUGAAGCUGAGCAGUCCGGACUACGUGGACUGUGACAAAGAGGAGGCGGUGGCCGACUUCCUGAAGAGGAUCGACUGUUACAAGAUAACUUACGUCCCGCUGGACGACAACAAGGACAGGAAUUUGUCGUACAUCAAGAUCUUUAACGUGGGCAGCAGGUACCUGGUGAACCGGGUCCAGGACCACAUUCAGAGCCGGAUCGUCUACUACCUCAUGAACAUCCACGUCACCCCGAGGUCCAUCUACCUGUGUCGCCACGGAGAGAGCGAGCUCAACCUCAUCGGUCGCAUCGGGGGAGACUCCGGGCUGUCGCCUCGCGGGGCGAAGUUUGCCAGCGCUCUGGGUGCGUACCUGCGUGGGCAGUGCAUCAGUGACCUGAAGGUGUGGACGAGCCACAUGAAGAGGACCAUCCAGACUGCGGAGGCUCUGGGAGUCCAGUACGAGCAGUGGAAGGCCCUCAAUGAGAUCGACGCUGGGGUUUGCGAGGACAUGACGUACGAGGAGAUCCAGGAGAAUUACCCAGAGGAGUUUGCACUGAGGGACCAAGACAAGUAUCGCUACCGCUACCCUAAAGGAGAGUCGUACGAGGACCUCGUCCAGCGUCUGGAGCCCGUCAUCAUGGAGCUGGAGAGGCAGGAGAACGUGUUGGUCAUCUGUCACCAGGCUGUCAUGAGAUGUCUGCUCGCCUACUUCCUGGACAAGAGUGCCGAUGAACUGCCGUACCUGAAGUGUCCUCUCCACACAGUCCUGAAACUCACCCCCGUCGCCUACGGUUGUAAAGUGGAGUCUGUCUUCCUCAACAUCGAAGCUGUCAACACGCACAGAGACAAACCAGAGAAUGUGGACGUGGACAGAGACCCGGCGGAGGCGUUGGAGACGGUUCCAGAUCACAUCUAGAGGACGACAUCAGGUCCACGUCCACCCACCCUCAUGGAAAGUGGCCUUUUUUUAAAUUUAAUUAAUCAUUGUGUUCA